Messenger RNA from Chelmon rostratus (copperband butterflyfish), 5538 nucleotides. RefSeq names its product major facilitator superfamily domain containing 6-like (gene mfsd6l). The coding region runs from base 198 to 1958 and encodes 586 amino acids. The transcript is spliced from 2 exons. The record is from RefSeq and is a predicted model, not a curated record. Gene Ontology annotation, cellular component: membrane. Lineage: Eukaryota; Metazoa; Chordata; Actinopteri; Chaetodontiformes; Chaetodontidae.
UACAGUUGAAUGAAUUCAUCAUCCAGACGGCAACAGGUGUUUCAAACACACAGGCGACCAAAUCGUGGAUGUGAUGCAGGAUUUCGAGCUUAAAAAUUAUGCGUAGAAAAGUUUAAAGAAGUUUGUGCGGCAGAGGUGAAAAGGUGCUCCAUGUGAAACCUGUUAGGAGAGACCGCGAGCUGCCAAAGAGGACCAUCAUGAAGCGGAACAAGCAGAUUGACAUCAAGCGUGCCCUCGCUCUGGCAGGCAGCUUUAACUUCCUGUACUGCUGUGCCAGAGCCUGCCUGCUCCCCUUCCUCACCCUGUACUUCAGACAGCUGGGUCUGACUCCUGCCAUGACAGGCAUCGUCAUGGGAACCAAACACCUCAUAACGCUGGUGUGGGGCCCCGUGGCGAGCCUGCUCUCCAAACACUACAACAAGAGGCGAGCGGUGAUAAACUGCUCUCUUGUGGGUUCGGUGGCGGUUGCUCUGGUUCUGCUGCUUAUCCCGCCCACAGAUGUGCGCACGCAGACCAGCACCUGCAACGCGUCUGAUCUGAGCAGCGGUCCGAGCCAAAGUCUGGGCGGUAACCAGCUCAUGGGUAGCGUCACAGCUCCUCCCCAGUCUGGUGCCUCUUUUCCUGCAAAGACACCUCCUGAUACUGAGCCUGCCUCUGCUGCGACGAGCAAAACUCAUUACGAUGAAGAUAAAUCCCAUCGUCAGCUGUCACAAGGGAAUCAGAUCAAUGGUUCCGUCAUGCACCAGACCACCGACUCUGUGGCAGCUCCAGUGAGGAACAAGAGGUCUGACUUCAAGCCAGGCUCAGGAGAGCAGCUGAGAGAGAAGACGAUGGAGGAGGAAAGGAUGGAGGGCUACUUUGACUUCCUGGGCAGCCUCAAGGUGAUGGACCCUCAGCACCAGCUCUUCUUCUUGGUGCUCAUCGCCGUGUCUGUGUGGGAGUCUGCGUCAGCCCCUCUGGAGUGGACGGCAGACGACGGCCUGUACGAAUAUCUAGACUAUGCGGAUGCUUCGGACCGCUACAGCAGCACCGGGGUGUGGGGUUUACUCGGAGCAGUGUUUGGGGUUGGGGGAGCAGGCUUGCUGGUCAGCCAGCUGAGCUGUCUUAUUGCUGAUAAGACCCCCAGGAGCGCCGUGCAUUUCUACUGCUAUGCUGGCGGGGCAGCUCUGGCCCUGCCUUUGGCCACCCACCUCCCUCUGUACCUGAAUAGGAAGCGGGACAGAGCCAACGGGCUCCUCAAAGCCAUGCAGCUGGUGCGCGGCUCCCCCCGCGCCCUGCUCUGCGCGGUCACCACCCUGCUGGUCGGGGUAACCGGCUCGGCCGUGGAUAACUUCCUCCUGUGGCAGAUGCAGGAUCACGGGAGCGGCGAGCUGCACAUGGGACUGUCUCUAGCCCUCGCUCUGCUCUCACAGACCGCCUUCCCUCUGCUGGCUGGCCGAGUGUCCAGGCUCCUCAGCCCGGGAAGGGUGCUCACUGUGGGGGCUGCGUGUCUCGGGUUGCAGUGCUUCUAUUACUCCUUCCUCUGGGGGCCAUGGGCUGCGCUGCCUGCUCAGGUGUUGAGCUGUUUCAGCAGUGGAGCCCUCUGGUGGGCCGUGAAGGUCCAGUGUGAGGACGUGGCCACGCCGGGGGCUGAGAGGAGUGUGAGGAGGAUCUACGGUACGCUCUCUCUACACCUGGGGAGCGGGUUGGGCAGCUUUGCGGGAGGCUUCGCUGUCCAGAGGUUCGGGCUGCCGUGGAUGUUCAGAGGAGCGGCGGUGGGCCUGAUGCUGUGGUGUGUGUGUCUGCCUCUGCUCCAGUGGAAAGCCCCUCGCCAGCGCAGGAUUAACUACUCUCGCCUUUUGGCGGCUGAUGCAAGUGAAGCCAGUGACUCUGAGUCUGAGCAGGAGAGAGACUGGCUUGACAAAGCGAUGGAAGACGAUAGAGGCAACAACAACUAUGGACGGAGGAUAAACCACUGAACUGAACCGUGUGGACAGAAAAUCAAAAUCAAAUCAUAGAAUAAUUUCCAUCAAUAUGGAAAUAAGUAGGGACGUUCCCCACCAGGUUUGCACUCUCAGUUACAGACACAUCACUCUCUGUUUUCAUGUAGCAUAGCCCACAGUGGGACCAUGAUCUCACACUCUGACAGGUUUAAUUCAAGUCUAAGUGUUGACUUAGAUUUCACAUUACUGCAUUUUUCCACCAGCGUUCAUUACUGUGCAUCCAGUCUUUCUCUCCACUUCAUCAGCCUGCAGCUAAAGUGUCAGCCGUACUGACGGACUUCAUCUCCGGACCACUUGAGCCGUUACAAAUGUACAUUUGCAUAAGCAAUCUUUUUUUUUUUAACAAAGCAAACAAGGUAGCAGGAUCAUGGCUGGGCAGGAGACGGACUCCAGCAGGCAGCUUCAUUAUGGGCAUCAGCAGAAACACUGAAGCCUCUGGCUAAGAGUGCAAACACAAGACGUGUGCACAAGGUGAGGCUAAACUAGACCGGCAAGCGGUUGCACCCCGCCCAGCGUGUUUAUCUGCUGCUGAAGUCACCACAGACUGCUGUCAGUGUUGGCUUGUUCUGGACUCUAACCUAUGUGAGCUGAUGAGCCCUGAGUUGUGCUUAUUGAGCAGGUCAGCACGUUGAGGCUGACCUCUGCAGCCUGAGUUGUAAGGGUGCAGAUUUCAGCAGAUGCAUGCAGAGCGUUUAGAGGACGUCCUCGUUUGCUUAUGUGUCAGAAAUUGUUUGUCUAAAGUGAGUUUGCUCAACACACCUCAUGUCAAAUAGUCCAUUUCGACCUGUCAGGAAACGUCUUUAGUCUGCACUUCAGACACACUCUGCCCCCCCAAAAAGGUCAAAUUAGUACUGAAACAAAAGACUUCCUGAUGUCAUUUUCUUUUGUCCAUUAAGUUUCUGUAUGUCUCUGUUGUAUUUGAAGUUGUCAACCUGUUGCAGACCUGAGUACUGUGAGAGCAAACUAAUCAUGCUCAAACAUUAGCUCCUCCUGAGUAUUUGUAAUAAAUAUUCUUUAUGCCACUUAUACUUCCUAUGCAACAUGCAGCCAGAAUAAACACUUGCUUUAGAUCCAAAUCAUGUAAUUCCAGAGAAACACCUUCAUGAUGCAUGAACACAUCUUUUAAUAUUCUUCUUCUUCUGUCAUAUAAUCUGAAUGACAAACUCUUUUUUUCUUCUUCUGUGGCUUGUGGCAGGGGUGUUAACGGCCUGCCUGCCUCUUCGCACACACACAGCUGAGGAAGAAAUGAAUGAAUAGACGUGGCCGUCACUGGGUGAGGGACACGGCUCAGUGCGUGCAGACAUAUACACUCCCCGAACAUCUGCCGGGGGCCCUCAGGGGCCGGCCCGCAUGAAAUCAAGUCAUCCCCACAGCUGAGCUCAGUCAGGCGCGAUGGAAAAUUGAUGACGAAAGACAGCUCGAUGCUCCCGUGGAGAGCCCCGCUGUAGUGGUUAGAGCACUGCGGACCGUUAAAAAGGCAGAUGUCCGUGAUUUAAAUCCUUUUUGUCUUUUAUAUUGUUUGUUAAAUAGCAUAUAGGAGGGGUGGCUUAGUUUUUUUUAAAGAUGAUUGAUUUUCACGUGCAGUUUUCUGCUUUGAGUCUCAGAUGUUGACAGAUGCUCCUCUUUUUUUUAAUCCCAUCUCUAAAUGAAACGUAAAGGUUAAUAUCAUCUCUUUGGGAAGCUAAUGCAGUUACGACUGGUCAGCUUCCCUUAAUGGAUUCAAAGGCAGUGGUGGAAUGUAAUCAAGUACAUUUACUCCAACACUGUAUUCCAGGUACUUGCAGUAUUGAACUUGUUGCUCCACUUUAUUUCCUGACAGACAGAGAAUUUUUCAUGCCUUUCCUUGUCAAGUAAAAACCAUGUAUCUCCAAAUUUGUUGAUGUCUGAUCCCCUGAAGGAUGAAGUGUUCCUCUAUGGGUUGAGAAAAUUCUCCCACUUCUCUAGCUAAAUAAACCAGUUAAAACCCCUCAUGGAUUAGUUGGAAGAUGCAUCGUCUCAAAGCAGAAAACGAGCUUCUCACAGGACAGGGACGCCACAAACAUAUGACGAUCUUAUAGAAUAUGAUGCAUUGCUGUAGCUCAAACUACCCAGCAGUACUACAGUAGUUAAAAUGAAUCCCACCUUGAACAGCUGCAGCAGCAGAAUGAACACACACACACAGGCACACAGCAGCAGUCACGGUUCCGUGGCUGUGCGUCAUAGCGCGGGUGUGACAGCAGGUGGCGCCUCGCCGCACAGCUCAGCUCCCUCAGCUCCUCCGUGCAGACUCCUCUGCAGCGCUCCGCUCCGCAUCUGUCCGCUGCAUGGACUCACUCGGUACCUUCAACAGUCAUUUUCAGGCUGCACGAACAUUUCUGUCGCUCAGCGUCUGAAAAGAGGAGGAUUAUGGACAAAGAGGGAAAAUCCUCUAAACAGUACGGCGCUUUGGAAAAGACGCGUGUGGACGGAGGGACGGAGAAAUCAAGUGAGUUUUGAGAAGCGUCCGCUGCACACGUUUUGCCUUUAAAUGUGACUGGAUGCGUGUUUGAAUAGUGUGGAAAGAAAAAGAGUCAAAUUGCAUCAAGGUGUUCAGUGUUAAGUUAUCUCAGGUCAGUGGGGGACUUGUAGCCCCCAGUAAUUUCAGUAUACUUUUGUUCCAGAGUUUUCCUACAUGUACUGAUGGUCUAAAUAUUGUGUUAUAUAUAACAGUGGCUUUCUCAUUUGUUCUUAAUCAUAUAAUGAUUCACAAUAUUCAGAUGAUCCUUUUAAUUUAUUCCAAACAGGGCUGCAACUGCUUGUCUGCAAAAUAGCAGAAAACUGUGAUGUCACAAUUUCCUCGCAAUGUGACGUCAUGACAUUACUUGUUUUGUCCAACCAAUGGUCCAAAAUACACAGACAUUCAGCUUCCUGUCACACAAGACAAAGACAAAGCAGCUUGUACUCAGGAAACUGGACCUGGAGUGUCUGGCAUGUUUGCUUGAAACGUGAUUGAAACAUCCAAAUAGUUGUAAAUUCUUUUUCUGACAAUCAACAAUCGACUAAUUACUGCGAUUUCAAUGACUUGUUCCAUGUGGAGAGUCUUAGAGUCAGUGUGCAGCAGCAGCUCAGCUGAACAUGUAGUUAGUCAGGGGGCAUAAAAUUCAACAUAUAUACAGAAUUAAGAUCCAAGUAAUGAAUGAGAAUGAAUUUGCUUAUGUUGUUUUGUUUUUUGUCUGUUUAUUUGUUUAUUUGUUUGAGGCUAUACCCAUUCGUAGCAAAUUACAUUGUUUUCAACAGGAAAAUUAAUUGGAAACAUCUUUUAUCUUUAGCUUGGUUGUGAGAUUGUUGCUCAAGGCUAAGUUCUUGGUUCCCUGUUGUUCCUACUGUACAAGCUUUUCCUUCUCCUGCUGUAAUCAUCAUCAUCAUCAUCAUCUUCUGUGCAAGGUUUUAUUACGAGGGCACACACAGGCACAAAGUCAUUUUGUUUAAUUGCUUUCUACAUGAGCUGCUGCCUCUCAGAGAGCCUUCAGGGUGUGACAGUAUCACUCACAGCUGUAUUCUGCUGAUGUAUUUCUAUCUGCACAAACCUGCUGGAUAA